This is a messenger RNA of Eruca vesicaria subsp. sativa (arugula), 1980 nucleotides long. Lineage: Eukaryota; Viridiplantae; Streptophyta; Magnoliopsida; Brassicales; Brassicaceae. The record is from the annotation of a GenBank genome assembly.
CUCUAUAUAAAGAGACCAACUCACUUCCCAAUCCAUCAAACCAUACUUAUAAAACCUCAACAGAACAUAUAACAAACACAACUUAUUAAAGCCCUUUUAAAGAAACAAGCGAAACAAAAAUGGUAGCCUUGACUGCAGAGAAGCAAGAUCAGAACCUACUGUCUAGAAUGGCCGCCGGUGACGGUCACGGCGAGAACUCAGCUUAUUUUGACGGCUGGAAAGCUUAUGAAGAAAACCCGUUUCACCCAGUUGAUAGACCCGAUGGAGUUAUUCAGAUGGGUCUUGCUGAAAAUCAGCUUUGUGGAGAUUUGAUGCGUAAAUGGGUUUUAGAACAUCCAGAAGCUUCGAUUUGUACAGCAGAAGGUGUGAAUCUUUUCAGCGACAUUGCAAUUUUCCAGGAUUAUCAUGGCUUGCCUGAAUUCAGACAAGCGGUAGCGAAGUUUAUGGAGAAGACAAGAAACAAUAAAGUGAAGUUUGAUCCUGACAGGAUCGUCAUGAGCGGCGGCGCAACCGGAGCGCACGAGACGGUGGCUUUCUGUUUAGCCAAUCCCGGCGACGGUUUCUUGGUUCCGACUCCUUAUUAUCCGGGGUAUGUUCUGGUUCAUGAGAUCAUAUUAGAUUUUGGUUUAAUAUGGUUUUGGUUUGAUCUAACUUGGUUUUGGUUUGGUUUCAGGUUUGAUAGAGAUUUGAGAUGGAGAACCGGGGUGAAUCUUGUACCGGUUACUUGUCAUAGCUCCAACGGCUUUAAGAUCACGGUGGAAGCCUUGGAAGCUGCGUACGAAAACGCACGUGGAUUGAACAUUCCGGUUAAGGGUUUACUCAUAACCAAUCCGUCGAACCCGCUUGGUACGACAUUAGACCGAGAUUGCUUGAAAUCUUUGGUUAACUUCACCAAUGCCAAAGGGAUCCACCUUAUCGCUGAUGAGAUCUAUGCAGCCACUACUUUUGGUGAAGCCGAGUUUAUAAGUGUUGCCGAAGUCAUCGCGGAGGUCCCUGAUUGCAACCGCGAUUUGAUCCAUAUUGUGUAUAGUCUAUCAAAAGAUAUGGGGUUGCCCGGUUUAAGAGUUGGUAUAGUCUACUCUUACAAUGACCGGGUGGUUCAAAUUGCCAGAAAAAUGUCUAGUUUCGGUCUGGUUUCGUCUCAAACGCAGCAUCUGAUCGCCAAAAUGUUAUCCGACGACGACUUUGUAGACGAAUUUAUCCGUGAGAGCAAAUUACGGUUAGCUGAAAGACAUGCAGAGUUAACCACCGGUUUAGAGGGUUUAGGCAUUAAUUGGUUAAAGGCCGGAGCCGGUUUGUUCGUAUGGAUGGAUUUAAGAAAUCUCUUGAAGACAGCUACAUUCGAUUCAGAGACCGAGCUGUGGCGUGUGAUCGUCCACAAGGUGAAGCUGAACGUUUCUCCAGGCGGUUCGUGCCAUUGUCAUGAACCGGGAUGGUUUAGAGUAUGUUUUGCGAACAUGGACCACAAGACCAUGGAGACGGCUCUAGAGAGGAUCAGAGUGUUUACUAGUCAGCUUGAGGAGGAGAGUUUGAAACAGACUAAACCGAUGGCUGCACCAACUACGAUGGCUAAGAAGAAGAAGUGUUGGCAGAGUAGCCUCCGGUUAAGCUUUAAGGACACGAGAAGGUUCGAGGAGGGCUUCUUCUCUCCACAUUCACCGGUGCCACAUUCUCCGCUUGUACGUGCACAAAUAUAAAGACCGUUUCAAUUUUUGACUAGACCGUUGUCUUAAAUUGAAAGAUCAACUAUUUAACAUUGAUUGUGACAUUUUGUCUGAUUAAAUGUAUAGCUACAACUGUCAAGUUGAAUUUAUUUAUAGUGUACCUCUUGUAAGUUUAACCAGUUGAAUAAUAUAUAUGAAAAAUCAUAGUUUCUUUAAUAGUUUUAAAUUGAAAGAUCAACAAUUUAACAUUGAUUGUGAUAUUUUGUCUGAUUAAAUUUACUAGGUCCUUUCCUGGGAUACGCCCUAGUUAAUUAUU